UGACAAGUCUUGCCGGGUGUCGCUGCAGACUUCAGCGCUGGCAACACAAAUAGUGUGUUCAUGAGUGUGUUUGUGUGUGGCUUCCCCCCUCCUUCUGCUGCAACACUUCCAGGGGAAUUUACAACGGCAUGUUUUCAGCUGCCAUCAAAGGAAAGUCCACAUCAUCACGUUGUCUUCCCCACCAAAACACCCCAGACAGUCUGGAAGCUACAGAGCCAGCUACAGACCUGUUGAGUGGAGAGGAUCCAGCCGGCGCAGAGGCUUCUCAGGUGUGUAGAUUGCUGCAGGGCACAGAGAGCAUGAACAGACACCUGCACAGGAGAGAGAAGUUAAAAAGACUGUCUCUCGACAGCAGUUUGCCGGAAUACAUGGACGCCAACAAAUGCAUCGAUGAGCUACUCAAACAGCUUGAGGAGGAACGUCGAAAUGUCCGAAGGGAAAAGCUGGCUGUGGCUCGCCUGCAGAGGGAAGUCGCACGGAGCAAGAGCGAAGGAACAAUGCGAGAAAAGCUGAUCCACGAGCUAGAGGAAGAGCGACGCCUGCGACUGGAGAGCGAGAAGCGUCUCCGGGAAGUGACCGAGGAGUCCGAGCUGGGACGGGCGCAGAUGGUUUCACUGCAGCAGAAAUUCUCCAGGAUGGAAGAGACGAUGCGGUCGCUGCUGCAGAAUCAGGGUGUCCUGGAGCAGACUGCUGUGGAUACAGUGGACAUCAUGAAGGCCUACAGGGAUAAACUCUCCGCGGAAGUGCAGAAACGGCACGAUGGCCCUGAAGAAAACGGCUCCCUGCCGGCAACUCAAGCGGAGCUGGACCCCGGGCAGCCGCCGGAUCCCGAACAUGAUGCCAGCCAAGCAGAGGAGGACAAAGACAAAACCAAGCUCCUUCUGGAGCGCCUCAAGGCCCUGGAGGAGAAGAAUUCGGCCUUGGCCCUAGAGAAUGAGAGCCAGAGGGAACAGUAUGAACGCUGUCUAGAUGAGGUUGCCAAUCAAGUCGUGCAAGCGCUUCUCACCCAAAAGGAUCUGAGAGAGGAAUGUCUGAAGCUGCGAACCAGGGUUUUUGACCUGGAGCAGCAGAACCGGGCGCUGAGUAUUUUGUUCCAGCAGAGGAUCAAGCCUGCCUCAGAUCUGCUUCUCCAGAAACUCCACUCUCGGAUCAUGGAUCUGUCUGCGGCAGAUUUGCUCCUGGAGCCAGAGAGAAGCAAGGCUUUCCUGCUUUCCAGGAGUACUGACUCCCCGUCGAAUGAGGUUCAGUUGAAUGGAAAAGCCAGUCUCCCUGUAGCAAAGUGUCUGAGCCAGCUGAGUCUGACGGUGCCAGCACCUGUAUACCCUCGCAGCAGCUGUAGCAGUAGCGAGUUGUCCCUGUCAAGUGCAUGCAGUGAAUUCUCCAGCGGCUCAGUCACCUGGAACGAUGGACGCUCCUGUGGGAAAAUGUCAUCGCUGACCUGGGAGAAGAGGCUGAAUUUGGGUUCAUCAGCCCCAAGUAAUAUCUGUGCACCCCCAGAGGAGCAGCAGCCCACAAGACGCAAGGAGAGCCACAUACUGGAGGGACUGAGAAAGCUCCAGAGGAGGAAACACAGGAGCUCUUCUUGUUCGUCCAAGGUCUCCAAGUCAGGCUACAAAGAUUGUAUGAACUCCAAUGAGGGCAUCUACUCCCUGGGUAUCAAGAAUAGCAGUAAGGGAGUAUCCAAGCCGAUGCAUGUUAGCAGAGCUUCAGCUGCACGGAGCAAGCAGUUCUCUUAUGAUUCUGAUGAUGCAGAUGAUGAAUUGGCACAAUCCAGUUGUAGAGAUAACAUCCCCACCAAGGACAGUUGGUUUCACUGUAAGAAGCUCUCCCACAGCAUCUCAGACAGUUUGUGUAGCUGGGAGGGGACGCCGGACAGUGGAGGUGGAGGUGAUGGUACCUCAGCCCCUGUAGCUACAAAACCAUCUCCUGGAUAUGACUCAAAAGAACGUCCUGAAAAGCUCAUGAGUUUCAUUAACAGUUUUCUCCCUGAGGGAGGACGGCCAUCAGCUUUUACUAAACCAUCCAAGCUGCACUUCAACCCUCCUGAUCCAGAGGGUCCAAAUCAUCUAUCCGAUGUGGAUGAUCCAGAGGAACUGAACUCUGAGUCUAGUGGCAUCCGAAUGUCAGCCUUUAGUCAGCUGCCAGAGCAAGCAGAGCGGGACUCCAAGAGGCUGUCAAGGGACGCUGCCAAACUGCUCACACAACAGUGCUUACGAAGAGACCAGGGACGCACCCAGUCUGCAGAUGGAAGGCCCAGACCUUUCAGUCUAGUAAAGGAGCCCAAAGGAACCAAGUGCACCCAAUCUGAGGAGAGCAUAUUGGCGAUAUUUGAUGCAGAAGGAGAGCCGAUUGAACUUUGUGCUCAGAAGCUUGCAGCAGGUGCUGGGCCUCGACAGGACAUUCAAAGCAGAAAAGUAGUUCCUGAUUACACCGAACUGGUGCCCCAUGAAAGGCCAACAAGGCAAAAGUCUGCAAAUGCAAGAAACUACACUGUUCUUGAAUCUCCAGAGAAGCCCUCUGAAUAUCAGAUUAGGACCAGCAAAGCAAGCAGUAGCAGGGAGGGAAGUGCAGAGAGGCUGUCAAUGCAAUUGACUCCACAAAGAAAACUGAUCAAACCACCAACCAACCGAGCUAAUAAAGGCCAUUCCAUCCCUCCCAUGAAUGAUUCUGCAGGUUCUAAGUCUAAUGGUUCAAAGAUACCUGGUCGUAAUAAACCUUCAGGAUCCCCGCUGAGAUUAUCGAAGGGCUCCAACACAGAACCAAGUAACAGUGGAAACUCAGGACCCUCUGGUCAGGAGAAAUCCCCCUCUUCUCCUACAGUCAAAAUGUCCAGAUUCAUCAAAACACCCGGAAACUGCUCACAGAGUCCAAAGGCAGUAAACUCUAAGCUCCCCAGCAGGGCCGAAUGGAGUAAGAGUUCCUCUUCCAAUUCCCCUCACCUCUCAAGGAGGCACCUGGAGUAUGCUGACAAUGGUGAACAGCCAACCAGAGACAAACACUGUGAAACCAGCAAAAAUAAACUCAGGUCCCCCUCUCCUCCCCCUCCCCCAGGCCGCACCACCUCCUUACUGAUCAGACCAAAUUACGAAGGGUCGCCUCAAGCACAUAAAACAGGGGUGGCUCACCCAUCCACACCAACCACUGUGAGGGGCCCUCCCCCAAGUUACCACACCUCACUUUUACCAAAUAUGCAAAGUACACUACCCAUCAAGGAUAAAGACUGUUUAGACUUAGAUGCAAGCUACGGGACUGCACUUGCACCUCAGAAACUGGUCGACAAAACCAGUCAGCACCUUCAAAAGUCCCCUGCCAUGACUCAGACACCUUCUAAAGGCACUUCCAAGCGGAUGACCACGAAAGACUACCUCCCUUCUGCAAACUCAGGGUGUGCUCGAGAACCUGAAAAUGCACCUAAAAGCUCAAAGAAUGUCCCUCCUCCCUACAGUGCCCUCAAAGGGUCCUCACUUCAGAACUCAUUUGCAAAUAAGAGGGGAUCUGCUCAUGAAAAUGUCCAUCAGUCAGUGCAAAAGACCUCUAUUAGUUUACCUAUAUCACUUCAGGACACCCGUCAAGGUCAGGCAGAGCCACAAACUGGUAAAGCUGUCAUCAGCCCACCUAGCUCAGUUGUUAUGUCCCCUAACCCAGUGGAAAAAACCUCAAAGACUCGCAUCCCAAUGGGGUUUAAAGCAUUUUUAAAAUCUCCCCCUAGCCAUAAAAGUAGUGCCUCUGUACCAGGCAAACAAGAGAAAGAUCAUAUCAACUCAGUCUCCAAGGAGACUGUCACUUCAAAUGCUUCUACCCAGUGUGACGGCCUGCAGUCGGUGUACACUACUGAUUCAUCCAAGACGUCUGCUAUAAAGGGGAAAGGUGAAGGCCAGUGUAGGUUACUGGAGGAGGAAUUACACGUUUCUGUGCUGCCAGAGGAGGGGGAGGCUUGCGAUAAGGGGAAAAGGAGUAGUCAACUUUUUGGUAGAUCCAUAUCUGUUACUACCAAACCUCAUCUGAAGCCGGCCUUGGGGAUGAAUGGGGCCAAAGCCCGCAGCCAGAGUUUCAGCACCAACUAUAUUGAGAAACCCAACAUCAAUGUUCUAGAUGGACCAGGAAAAAUCAGAACUCAGAUCAUCACAAACUCAGGUGAGAGGGGGAACUCUCUGACAAGGCAGAGUUCCUUGGAGGCACCUAGUGUUGUUUUGGUCGAGAGUCCAGUCCAUUCACCUAGGACUAGGCUGAGCCACUACGGAGGCAUGACAGGGUCAAAUAGUCACAGCAUUCUCCCUGAGAGGACUUUUAAAUCAGACCCCAAAGGUGAGGGGUCACAGGGGACAGUGAAGGGGGACGCAGUCACCUCACCCUCUUCCCAAAAAGUGGUUCGUAGCUUACCCAUCAGUGAUCGGAUUGGUUUAAACAACAUCCGUAAGCCAGCAAAAGUUGGCUCUCACCCUCAGUUUCAGCCUGCCUCCCAUUGUGUCUAUAGCGUGGAGAACCCAUUGAGGGAGACAGAAGGCAUAGCAACCACCACCACAGAGCCAGACUUUAGCAGGGAAGUCAAAACCCAGACGGAUUCCCCAAACAAAUCUGCAGAUACGGAGGAGAAAAAAGCCAGCCCAACAGGCUGCACAAUUGAAGAAAAAGUCAUGAUGGGAAUUGAGGAAAAUGUGCAGAAAUGUCAAGAACAGGAGAAGGUUGCUGCCACCGAGGCCAAACAGAAAACAGGCCCCUCACUGGCGAAUUGGUUCGGCCUCCGUAAGAGCAAACUUCCAGCUCUGAGUGGUAAAAAAACUGACUCCCCCAAGGGAAAAGAGGAGAAGAAAGAGUUGAAGAUCGGAUCUGUGCUUGGAGGCAAACAGAUGAAGUCUGACAAAAAGAAGGAGAAGAAGAAAAAUGAUAACCAGCAGAAAGACAGUCAGGAGGUGCAGAAUCUGUCGGAGAUGAACAACAAGCUGAGCUCCAUCAUGGACCACUGCAACAAUCAGAUGGGUCAGAUUGCCAGUCAGAUCCAGUGUACAACAGCUUUUAUUGGCAAAGACCAGUUCGUGAAAGAGCUUCUUAGCAGGACUGCGAUGAAGGGCAACUCUGUGACUGCAUCGCCGCCUGGGAUCUCCACACCCAAGAAACACGGCGAAAUGAAGGGCGAUAUGGAGAUCUGUCCAGAUACUGCGACUCUUAUUAUGACACAGAAGAUCAGUCUUAGGGCUGAAAAUGAAGAUGGACACAUCCCAGACACAGCUUGUCAAGACCACAUGAUAGGCUCCGGCUGUCAGAUGAGAACCCUGGACAGUGGCAUCGGCACCUUCCCUCUCCCUGAUUCUGUCACCCGGGCCAGCGGUCGCCACAUCCCUAAAUCUGAAUCCAGCCCCGAUGGGGUGACCGCCGGCUCCUCUGAGCUCGAGCGGGAGUCUUCCUCUUCUUACCCUGACCCCUCACAACCUGAAGUGAAAGUGCCUUCCCCUCCAAAAACCCGCCUGCAUGCCCCUACCGGCAUGGGUCACUCCCUGUCCGACCCCGCUGUGACCUGCACCAGCAACACCCAGGACACCCAGAGCCGCCUGCCCAAAUUAGCAUCCUCAGAUGCAAUCAUUACAAAGAGGUUGAGUCUUUGUACCCCACACAGCAACAUCUCAGGUUCCACUGAGGACAAGGAGAAGAUGAAAACAAAGGACCACGAUAUGCCCGGUGAAAGAGCUUUGCGAGUGUGCACGUACUCAGGCAGCAGCAGCGACACCGAGACUGAACACGAAGGAACCGGAAGCACUUUGGGCUCGCCGCAGAGGACCCUGAUCAACAGAACUAAGAAAAGUCACUCAGUGGAGCAGAAUGAAGAGACCCUCAAGAGAAGAAGUGUGGAGAAAUCCUUGUCAAUCAUGGACUACUACCAACACGAUAUGUUCACACACUUGGAGAAAGACAGCAGGAGGAUUUCCCAGUACAACUUGUUACACAAAGAGUCAUCCCUCGAUGGCAAAGCAGGAGAAAGGCUCAGUAAGGAGAUUCCCAUGGAGAAGAUUCCCGUCAGUGCAAGCCAGCCGGGCUCUCUCUCCUUGGAGUCCCUAAAUAAGCUGAAUCACAGCAGCUCCGGCAGCUUGUAUCCGGACGCAUGCGGCGGCCGACACACCGAAGAGGCGAAGAGCGGGGAGAACUGCUGCAAAGCUGACGAGCCCUCCUCCUCCAGUUUCACGGCCAGGCCCGGGGCGGAUCCCGUGGGCUCCCUUAGCGAUUCGCUGUACGACAGCUUCUCCUCCUGCACCAGUCAGGGCUCCAACGAUGUGUAAGAAGGCAGGGCUGUAAUGGCAGAGUUUAAACCACUUCUCCAUCAUCUUGGACUUGUGUUCUUGGCCACUUUUUCUUUCCUGUUUUUUUUUUCCAUGCAUUGAUGGGUUGGAUGUUGAAGGCUACCUCUGCCCCAUGGAGUGGAUUUUCAAGAAGAUUUGCCUCCCUGUUGGCCCUUAAGACCCCUCCUAAUUGUUAGUUUUAGCAUUUUGCAAGUAAAAUAUACUUUGUUUCUUGUCUGUUCUGUUAUUGGCCUUGAACAGGACUUAGUUUGGGUCUCAGCUGCCUUUGGAUUAAGCUCAAUAUUGAAUUAAUUCUGGAAAAGACCCUGAUUUGACUAUUGAGUCUUGACUCCAGCCCUGCCACAACAGGAGGAGCUCUGUCCUCCGUGCAUACAACAUGAAGCACUUAGUAGAGCUGCAGGAUGCACGAGGAUGAAACCUCAACCCCAAACACCAAACCAGGACUGUGUAAAAGCUUGACUCUGGGUGUGGUGGACUGGACAGCAAUAUUGUAUCAUUGCAAUUUGUAGUUACCCCACCCAUGCUGGGGUACUUCUUAUCAUUGCACUGUAACAAAUACUGUACAAAGCUUGUAAGGAGUGUAAAGUGAACAGAUAUUCAAUAAACAGAGGGGCAACACUGAUGGGCAACGUUGGCAUACAGAUGUGUUGCUUUGAUUGCAUCCCUGUUUGCUAAGAUUUAAACCCAAGGUGUUAUUUUUAUGUAUUGCUGCUAAAUACGAUGCGCAUUGCCCAAAAACUGCCCCCAUGUGGAUUCAUAACCUAUAGUAAUGAUAUGAUAACAAAACCUGGUUUACUUCUUUUUUUUAAAAAUCACAGCAAGAUGAAAAUUCUUGUUAAUUUCUGUUUAAUAAGUUCGUCUUUAUGUGUUAUUUUGAGCAGUUCCGCAGCCAAUCAGCUAAAAGAAAACUCAGCUACACACUUUGAUCUGAUGGCGACAACUGAAGAAAGGCAUACUGUGUUUCCUCUAAUAAUGAUUUUUCAGUGUCCGAAUGGUACAGCAAAUCACCAAUUGUUUGUCUUGAACACAUCCAGUGUCAUUGUUGGUAGCUCAGGGAACAUACUGGACUAAUGUACAUUGUAAAAGGGUUGACCAAUACAAAAAAAACACUCUUUUGCUUGUUUUUUUGCUUUUUUUUUUUGAGUUCCUGUUGCAGAAUCCAAACAGUCUAGUCUCAUGUAGCGUAGCAUACCGGAACUCUCCAAACCUCACUGUUCCUUUCAUAGCUGUAUAUUAUGUUGUAUAUAAAAAUAAGUUAAUAUCAGAAUGGGCAUUGCUGAUUGAUAUAUGCAAAUAAGAAAUAAAAAAAAGAAAAAAACAAGGGUGUAAAUUGUUUGCCAAUCAUUCAACUAAGGUUUUAAGUCUACUGGCAUGUAUCUUUUCUUAUGGAAUUCUUUAGGGGUUCUUGUUUUAAAAAAUAAACUUUAUUUUGAUCAAUAAGAGCUAAUGCUAAAAUAUUUUAUCACUUUAUUUUAAAGACAUAUUUGAACUUUAGGUGGAGUUAUGCCAAAUUUCUAUCUGGAAUUUGACCAGCUGGUGCUAAUCAACAGAGCCGACUGUGUGUUUCAAUUUUUCUAUGAAACUGUUAAUAUUGUAUGAAGAGAGUCUGAAGAGGACUUGUGUAUUUUUCUAGAUGUCCAGUAUUUAUACCCACAUUUUGUACUGUCAGACUGUAGUGUGAUUGUCAUGCUUCACCUCUUUCCUUAAAUGUUCCUGGUUCCUUUGUGAAGAAAAACGGUUACCAGCAGUGUUACUUUGGUAAUUAAUAUUGUUAUUAUUAUUAUUAUUAUUAUUGUGUGCAAUUUUGUCUGUUACACUAGACUUUAAUGCUAUAUUUUAUGUAACUAUUUCCUAAAUAAAUAUGAGAAACUAUUUCCUAUUUCGAAA
This is a messenger RNA of Amphiprion ocellaris (clown anemonefish), 8177 nucleotides long. RefSeq names its product nck-associated protein 5-like. Gene Ontology annotation, biological process: microtubule bundle formation; microtubule depolymerization. Gene Ontology annotation, cellular component: microtubule plus-end. NCBI's taxonomy places the organism in Eukaryota, Metazoa, Chordata, Actinopteri, Pomacentridae. The record is from RefSeq and is a predicted model, not a curated record.